Seriola aureovittata is the source of this 3024-nucleotide messenger RNA. RefSeq names its product zona pellucida-like domain containing 1b (gene zpld1b). Bases 149 to 1423 code for a protein of 424 amino acids. Lineage: Eukaryota; Metazoa; Chordata; Actinopteri; Carangiformes; Carangidae. The transcript has 10 exons. The record is from RefSeq and is a predicted model, not a curated record. Gene Ontology annotation, cellular component: cell surface.
AAAGAAGGUUGUACUACUUUGAUAGAGGUCAGAGUGUGCAGCAGGCGAGGCAGGGGAGCACUGUUUUCAAACAUCUAAUUUUGAGAUAAGUGCCGUUUUUUAACACAUACCUGAGGAAUGUGGUUAAUGCAAUGUUGACCUUCUGAAGAUGACAGUGAGCAAACCUCUCUUAGGUGCUGAAAUGACACGAGUGCUCUUUAUCCUCCUGCUGAUGAGUAACGCUUCUUCAGUCUCCUCACAGUUUAAUGGAUACAACUGUGACGCCAACUACCACAGCAGGUUUCCGGGUGAGCGGGACAUCAGUGUGUACUGUGGGGUUCAAACCAUCACCUUGAAGAUCAACUUCUGCCCGGUGCUUUUCUCCGGCUACACUGACGCAGAUUUGGCCCUGAACGGUCGCCACGGUGACGCCCAAUGCCGAGGCUUCAUUAACAACAACACCUUCCCCACAGCUGUCCUGUUCAGCAUCAGCCUCAGCACUCUGGAGGCCUGCGGUAACAGCUUGGUGGUCAGCACAGCGUACGGUGCCAAUGCCUAUGGGAACAUGUCUCUGGUGCAAAUUGGGAAUGUCUCAGGCUACAUCGACACCCCUGACCCGGCAUCUAUAAUCAGCUACCUGCCCGGUUUGUUGUAUAAAUUCAGCUGCAGCUACCCGCUGGAGUACCUGGUCAAUAACUCACAGCUGGCAUCCUCCUCUGCUGCUGUAUCUGUCAAGGACAGCAACGGUACAUUUGUGAGCACGUUGAGUAUGAUCCUGUAUAAUGAUUCAACAUACAAUCAACCUCUCUCUAUUCCCAUGGCUGGACUGGCUCUGAAAACCAGAGUAUUUGCUGCUGUGAAAGCCACAAACUUAGACAAACGGUGGAACAUCUUGAUGGACUACUGUUACACAACCCCCUCAGGGAAUCCUAAUGAUGAACUCCGCUAUGACCUUUUCUUUGGCUGCUAUAAAGACCCGCAGACGACGGUUUUCGAGAAUGGGAAGAGUCAGAUGGGCCGUUUCUCCUUUGAGGUUUUCCGUUUUGUUAAACACAGACACCAGAAGAUGUCGACCGUGUUUUUACACUGCGUCACCAAGCUUUGCCGGGCAGACGACUGCAUAAUGCUCAUGCCAAUUUGUGGGCGACGGCGCAGGCGGGAUGGAGAGGAGAGCCUUGAUUCCCGACCGGCUGCAUCUGGGAAUGCCGUCAUCACCGCUGGACCAAUCAUCACCAGGAGUGAUGAAACUCCUGUGAACAACUCCCAACUUGCAUCUGGAGACUCCUUCCAUACAAUGAACCCUGUGACCAGUGCUCUGAUCUCAGGUGUGGUUAUCCUGGGUGGAGUCAGCGUGGGCUUCGUCCUGCUGUCACUUCACCUCCUGCAGAAGUCCCGCCUCCCAGCGUCCACGGUCUCAGGUGUUUGGAACCCCAGCUUUAAAUGAAUAAACAUCUGUAUGAAAUAAAAUCUUUGAGUAAUACCUUCUGUUACAGCCCAUGAUUUACAGGGUAAUUUUAUUGUACGAGUCAGGUAGUUUAAAAUAAGAUGCUUAUCAGUUCCUACUUGUACUGAAAUGUAGGUACAGUAGAAGAAAACAUGACUUUGGGUAACAAGAGAGUAAGAUAAGAUAGAUAAGAUAAGAUAAGUUAAGUUAAGAUAAGAUAAGAUAUACUUUAUUGUCGCUGUGGGGAUAUUUGUGUUGGGCACAAGUGCUACAUACAGCUGCAUACAGGCUAGAUACAAAAUAGGUACAAUCUCCAUGACACAGAGUAAGCAUAAUGCACAAAUGUGUGAAUGUGUCCCUAGAGUAUACACUAUUCCUAGAUGAUAAAAAAACAGAGUGGAAAGUGGAACAUAUCUAAAAGAAUGACAACAAUAAAAAGGUGAAAAAUGAGUGUGAAAAAGAGGAAAUGUUGAUAAAUUACAUAUCCAAAUGAAAUAAAACAAGUUGAAUAAUAUUACACUGAGAAGUAAUAAUUGGACGUUUUAGAGGAAAGUAGAAAUUCAUUAUUCUAGAGAGCAGGAAACAGCUACACAUUACAAUAAUGACUGUUAAUGAGAGAAACUACAAUUUGUAUUUUUCAUCACAGAGUAAGGAUAAGGACUGUGGACUGCAGUAUAAUGUGCAGCUGUUCUGUCUUUAUUACAUAUACUUUAAAAGUCUUGUCAUUUUCCCCAAGUUCAGUUUUGUUUCCCUGUGGGUGCCUAGUAUUUACAGAGACACUUAAUGUAAUAAUGUAUUUCUCCUUUCCGCUAAAAUGCUCAAUUGUUGUUCCAUGUUCCACAGAGUCUUGUUUUCUUCCACUGUACCUACAUUUAAAAAUCAGUAGCAACUGGUCAGUAUUGUUUGUACCUCAUUCAUACAAUGAAAUUACACUGUAAUUUAAUGCCCUGUAUUAUAAAAUUCUACUCACUACUACUACUGACAGUAUGUUGGGUUACAUAGACUUAAACACACCGACACUUUGCAUGUGUUUCUAUUGUGUGGCUGUUACAGUGUGCAUGUGUGCUUUCCUCUAUACACACAUUAUUAAAUUCAUAUUGUAUUGUUUUAGGUCUUGUAUAUUUAUUACCUUCAAUACCUCAUCAUAUUGUUUCGUCAAUAACAGUUCAACAAACAACAGUUUUUUACAUUUCCUUUUACACCAUGAGUUAAUGAAAAAAGCAAAAUUAGAGUGAAAUCAAAAUAUAUGUUUUGUGUGUUUUUUGUUUUAAUGUCAAAAUGUAUAGCUGUUUGUAGUAGUAUAACCUUGUACAAUAAUAAAACAACAAAUAAGCAUUAUGCAGUGUUUAAAAACAAAACAAGAAAGUUGAUUUAUUGUUGUAUGUUUUAAUUCAGUUUCAAGCUUUGAGAAGUUUGAGAAAUAUGUUUAGGGUAUGUACAUUCUUUGUAUCUGGCUGUAAAACACUUUGUAAAACAUGUAAACUUUAUUAAAGAAUAUUUGAACAUGUUAAGAAAUUUUCGAUUAGAAGAUUGACACCACUCUGGUGACUGUACGCUGGCUAUGAAUCUCCAAAGUGUAAAAACAGGAAGUUGUGGUUCUA